This is a messenger RNA of Centropristis striata (black sea bass), 4964 nucleotides long. Its product is annotated as voltage-dependent T-type calcium channel subunit alpha-1H-like. Lineage: Eukaryota; Metazoa; Chordata; Actinopteri; Perciformes; Serranidae. Gene Ontology annotation, biological process: sodium ion transmembrane transport; positive regulation of calcium ion-dependent exocytosis; calcium ion import. The coding region runs from base 1 to 3888 and encodes 1295 amino acids. Gene Ontology annotation, cellular component: neuron projection; voltage-gated sodium channel complex; plasma membrane. The record is from RefSeq and is a predicted model, not a curated record. The transcript is spliced from 31 exons. Gene Ontology annotation, molecular function: voltage-gated sodium channel activity; low voltage-gated calcium channel activity.
AUGGUCCUGCUGAGCUGUGCGAGUCUGGCCAUGUACAAGCCUGGUGUGGAGAAAACCUUUAUGCAAGAGAUAGCGGAUGCGGGUGUGUUUGUGUUCUUCAUGGUGGAGAUGCUGAUGAAGAUGGUGGCCCUGGGAGUCUUUGGAUAUGAAGGGAGUUAUCUUCGCAGCAUCUGGCACAAGUUGGACUUCUUCAUCAACUGUGGAGAGGUGUUGGACUAUUUAAUGGAGUUGGUCGGCAUGCACCUGCAAUUCUGUCAAGUGCUCGGGCCUAUGCGACUGAUCAGCAGGGUCCCAAGUAUAAGAGGCGUGAUGACGGUCCUCAUAGACACCAUGCCGAUGCUCGCAAACGUGCUCGUCCUCUACAUUUUCGUCAUCCACGUGUUCGGCGUGGUGGGGAUCCAGCUGUGGGCGGGGCAGCUGCGCAACCGCUGCUUCCUGGGGGAGGACAUUCCUGGAAUGUACAACGUGUCCUUAAGUCCAUUCUUCACGACCAAGCACGGUGAAGAAUUCCCAUUUGUCUGUUCGCCUGACGGCAAGGCCGGGAUGCAGCACUGCCGUGAUGUGCCCCCUUACAGUGAGAACGGGCAGACCUGUUCGUUGACUGCUCCCCACCAUGCUGCAGCUGACUUACUCCCUCCUGUGGCCAACGCCUGUGUGAACUGGAACUUGUACUACAACGUGUGCCGCGCCGGGGAACUCAACCCUCACAGGGGAGCCAUCAACUUUGACAACAUCGCCUACGCCUGGAUAACCACAUUCCAGGUUGUCACACUGGAAGGAUGGGCUUCGAUCAUGUUUAAUGUGAUGGAUGCUUAUUCCUUCUGGAGUUUUCUAUUUUUCAUACUCGUCACGAUUAUGGGCUCCUUCAUCAUGAUGAAUGUGUGCGCAGUCGUCAUCGCCACCCAGUUCUCAGAGCACAUGAAGCCGGAGACAGAAGAGCAGAGUGCUGCCGCUGCACUCAUCACACGGCUCGGUCGCAAGUUUAUUAACUGGCUGCGGAGACGCUACCGAGAUUACAAGAGACGUAACAGCGUGAACCCUUAUGACAGUGACGGCGGCAGGAUAGAUGCUUCACUGAUCUGUACACCAUACCUGAGAAGAGUUAAGAAGAUUGUCAAGAGUAAACUCUUUGACCAACUGAUCAUGGUUGCUGUUUUCCUCAGUAUUCUCCCCAUGGUCAUAGAGCAUCAUAAGCAGCCUAAGAAGAUGACAUCCAUGUUGCAGAUCAGUAACAUCAUCUUCACCUUUAUAUUUGUUGUGGAGAUGAUCUUAAAGCUGCUGGCUCUCAGUUGGAGAUACUUUAGGGACCGAAACAACUUAUUUGACUUUGUCAUCGUUAUCAUCAGUUUGUGGGAGAUAAUAGCUAAGUCCGAUGGCAGGUUGUCUGUCCUGCGUGCAUUUCGCUUGCUGCGGUUUGUGAGACUGCUUCACUUCCUCCCUUACCUGAAGAGACAACUGCUGGUGCUGAAGAGGGCCAUCGAAGAGGCUGCCACUCUCUGCAUGCUCCUGUUCUUCAUCACUUUCAUGUUCAGUAUAAUGGGCAUGCACCUUUUCGGUGGACAUUUGACAUUCACGACACCUCACGGAGACAUUAUCGUUGACCGAAAAAACUUUGACACUCUGCUCUGGUCGAUGGUCACUGUGUUCCAGGUUCUGACUCAGGAGGACUGGAAUCUGGUGCUGUACAAUGCCAUGGCUGCCACCUCCCCAUGGGCCUCUCUUUACUUUGUUUCGGUCAUUGUGGUGGGAAAGCACAUUCUUCUCAACAUCCUUGUGGGCAUAGUGGUUCAGAGCUUCCAGGAUCGGGCCCCCACAAAUACAGAUCAAGACUCCUCUCUGUCUUCCUCUGGGUCUGCCAGCUCCACUCCGGCCAGCUCGACCCCUGAGAACUCUUCACAGGCAGAUGACAAUGAGGAAAAUAGCUCUCCCAGAAGAUCCGCUGCAGUAAACUCAGCCCCUGAGGAAGACUCUGCACCUUCAGCAACCAAUGUGGAAAAUAAAUCUUUGAACGUGGUCCAGAAAGUUCUCCGCUGGUGCAAAGAGCAUGAAGACUGGUCCUUCUACAUGUUGUCUCCCAGGAACAAGUUCCGCAUCUUUUGCCAACGUUUGAUCUCUCACAAGAUGUUCGACCACAUGGUUCUGCUCUUCAUCGUCCUGAGCUGCAUCACCAUCGCUAUGGAGAGGCCUGGAAUAGACCCGAGGAGCACGGAGCGAUGGAUCCUGAAUGUGUCCCGUUACGUAUUCUCUGCUGUCUUCCUGGUCGAGAUGCUUUUUAAGGUUCUGGCUCUCGGCUUGCUGUUUGGGAAGGACAGCUACUGCAGCUCCUCCUGGAACGUCGUGGACGGUUUGUUGGUGAUCCUGUCUUUAGUCCACAUCUUUGUGUCUCUGGCCAGUUCGGGCAAAAACAACAUGCUGGGCAUCCUCAAAGUGUUGCGCCUGCUACGCACACUUCGCCCUCUGAGGGUGAUCAAACGAGCCCCAAAACUGAAGCUCGCUGUGGAAGCUCUGAUCGCCUCGGUUAAGCCCAUCGGGAACAUCGUACUUAUUUCCUGUGUCUUCUUCAUUUUCUACGGCAUUCUUGGGGUGCAGCUGUUCAAAGGGAAGUUCUACUACUGUGUGGGUCCGGACACGAGGAACAUCACCAACAGGAUGGAGUGCCUGUCGGCCAACUAUCGCUGGGUACGGAAGACGUACAACUUUGACAGCCUGCCUCAGGCUCUGAUGUCCCUGUUCGUGAUGUACUCUCAGGACGGCUGGGUGAACCUCAUGUAUGACGGGCUGGAUGCUGUGGGAGUGGACAAACAGCCUGUGAGGAACCACAACCAGUGGAUGCUCAUGUAUUUCAUCACCUUCAUGAUCAUGAGCUUCUUUCUCCUCGACAUGUUUAUCGGCGUGAUGGUGGAGACCUUCCAUCAGUGUCAGCAGGAGCAAAAAAAAGGAGACGAGGAAGCAUUGCAAGGCCAGUGCGUGGACACGUGUGUGCCAGUGCCUGAACCGCGGCCGUAUUACGCGGACUACUGCCCCCUGCGUCGCUCUAUCCACACUCUGAGCACCAGCAACUUCCUGGACCUCUUCAUGGCGGGCAUCAUUUUCAUCAGUGUCUUGAUGAUGGCUUUCGAACAUUAUAAUCAACCUCCGUAUAUAGACAAGCUGACCGAGUAUUCAUACUACGUGUUCACCGCCAUCCUGAUUGUCGAAGUCCUGCUGAAGCUCGUAGCAUUUGGCGUACGGAGGUUCAUGCAAAUCAGCUGGAAUCUGCUGGAUGUCGCCGUUGUCUUGAUUUCCAUCACCAGCGUCAUUUUCAAUAAGACGGACAUGGAACACCGAUUCCCCAUAAAUCCCAGCAUCCUGAGAGUCCUGAGAGUACUCAGACUGGCACAUGUGCUGAAGGCCAAAAAGAUACGAGUUCUGCUGAAAACCAUCAUUAAGACGCUGUCACAGGUCGGAAAUAUUUGUCUGCUGUUUGCGUUCUUCUUUUUCAUCUACGCCGCUCUGGGAGUGGAACUCUUUGGCAAAUUAGAAUGCAGCGAAGACUACCCGUGCCUGGGAUUACACCGACACGCCAACUUCAAACACUUUGGGAUGGCCCUGCUCACGCUCUACCAAGUGUGCACCGGAGACAACUGGAGCGUCAUCAUGAAAGACACGUUGAGGGAGUGCCGCCCCGGCGACGACGGCUGUCUGAGCUACCUCUACUGGGUCUCGCCGAUCUGCUUCUUCAGCUUCGUGGUCAUGGCCCAGUUUGUGCUGGUGAACCUGGUGGUGGCAGCGAUCAUGCAGGCUCUGGAGGACAGCACCGAGAAGAAGACGUGCCGGGCAGUGAGUGAGUCCCACCAAAUCCAGGAGACAGGUCCAGAUCCAGCCAGGCUGACCCAGAGGGACCGCUAGACCGCUCCCAGACACAGACAAAGCUGUUGUACCAUUUUCCAUUUCAUUAUUCUUGAAAUCUGCACAUAUGUUUAUAAAGUGAGAUAUACGGUUACAGAUUUACCUUACAGUUUUAGAUGUUAUUUUGUUCAAAAUUCAAAAUUCCAUCAUUAUAGUACUAGAGAGGCUGAAAAUCUUCAUCUCCCUCUGCAUAAAUCUUCCCGCAGUCAGUUUUUUUAUUAAAUAUCGUGGAGAUGGAAUGCAAACAUUAAUUUACUAGACUCUUCUGUCUCAUUGUUUGUGGACAAAAAGAGACUAUGAAAUGCUCUGCUGUCAAAAACCAAUUAGUUCAAACUAAAAGUGUUCUUGUUUAUAUGUUCAAGCAGACUCUUUGCUAUUUAAUUUUAACCCCACAUAUACUUCCUACACUUAGAUUGUUUUGCAAUAGAUAUAAACAUGUAUUUCAUUGUUUUGUAUUUUUAUUAUUUUUGUAUUGUUUUGAUUUUUUUUGUUGGAUUUUUCUUAUUCUAAUGUUUUUUGGGUGUGACUUUCAUAUAAGCCUUUGCAGGUUUCUGCUGCACCCACACUAUGUGUUUUAUAUUGUUUAUUUCACAUAUAAACAAUAUAAAACACAUAGUGUUAGCAAAUCACUAACAUUUUAUAGUGACAUUUGUGUUGUUUAUAUUUGUACAUUUGUUUUUACGACACAUCUUUUUAUGGCUAUUGUUUUCAUUUUAACUGAAUGGAUUUAAAAGAUCUCAUUGAUUAAAGAUGUAAUUAUUUUUUAUGUUUUAGGCAUGAAAGAUGUGUAAAUAAGAUUGUAAAUAUUUGACUCAACCUUUUCUUAAGAGAAUGAUUUUCAUCUGUAAUGAAUAAAUGUGAAGUAUAAUUUUCAUUUUUCUCUCAUUGAUUAAAGAUGUAAUUAUUUUUUAUGUUUUAGGCAUGAAAGAUGUGUAAAUAAGAUUGUAAAUAUUUGAUUCAAACUUUUCUUAAGAGAAUGAUUUUCAUCUGUAAUGAAUAAAUGUGAGGUAUAAUUUUCAUUUGUCUCCUUUUCUGUCCAAUUUUGCAGUCCAAUAAAAAUAACAUAUUUAGAAGAA